GAGUAAAGCGCGAGGGAACAGCGGGGAAACGGGCAGAAGGGGGAAAGCAAAGCCCGGGCGGAGAGAAGAGCACAGCGGCGCUACAGUAACGUAUUCCGCCCCGCUCUCUGUUACAGAGUUAAUGAGACCCGGGACCGUUUAUUCUGAAGUUAAAUAACCUUCUUUAGGACUCUGUCGCUGCUUCGCGAGGCUGUGUGAGCUACCAGAGCCGGGGCUAAGUUGAGGAGACGGAUGGUGGUGGUGAUGCUUGCGGCCGAAGACCCUUCCGCGGAUGGGCCUUUGGCCUCUACGCCACGCAGAGGUAUGGACUGUGUGGACAAAGCAAGUGCUGCCACCAAGAAGCUUGUGCAAGCCCGUCUUCCCUUCAAACGACUUAACCCAGAACCCAAGGAGACUAGGGAGAAGAAAAGAACAAGAACUGGACCGGCUGCUCCCCCUACCCAUGAAUCCAGUGCUUUGGAUAGAGAGAAUAAAGAAGAUGAACCCUCCCUUCCCUUGCAACGUAGACCUGCUUUGGUUAAUGGGCGUGGGCCCCUUGAUUGUUUCAUGAGUAGGAAAAAACGUACUCCAGUUAGCUCUUCUUCAUCUCUAAUGAUUGACUUAACAGAGGAAUCAAACUCCACUGAUGCUCUUAGAGAACAGCCAUCUGCUCCUGUAGAUGCCUCUUACCCAGUUACAGGCAAUUCUAAAUCAAGCAUUCAGGAUGCCGUGCAGGAACCAAUCCCAGAAACUGCUUCUGCUGUCCCCCAGUCACCAGAAGAAGUAGAAGAAGAAGACGACGAAGAAAAUAUGGAAACAGAUGAAGCAGAGGACAGUGUUACUCUCCCUCAAAUGGACCUCACUAUGGAAUCUGAGACUGAGCAAGAGGAGCAGGAGGAGGGUGAAGUGAGCCAAAACGACACUAUGCAGUCCCCUGUGUCCGCCAGCUCUGUAUCUCUAGAGAGCUCACCAGAACCCAACAAGAGCACACCAGUCACUCCUGCCUCAGCGCCAAGGACUGAUGCUGAGCAGAAAAAAGCGAAAAGACGCUCCCUCAAGAGUGCCCAGGAAAUGGAAGAGAAGCAACGACAACGGGAGGAGAGAGAGCGUCUGAAAGAGGAGGCUAGAGCUGCCAAAGAAAAGAAGAGGGAGGAUGCGCGCAGACUGAAAGAGGAGAAAGAAAAAGAGAAAAAAGAAAAGAGAGAAAAAGAUGAAAGGGAGCGACGAGAGAAAAAGGAAAGGGAUGAUAAAGAGAAGGCAGAGAAACAGCGUGCAAAAGAAGAGCAACGUAAAGUGAAGAUAGAGGCUAAACUUGAAGAGAAAAGAAAGAAGGAGGAGGAAAAACGGUUGAGAGAAGAGAAAGAUCAAAUCAAAGCUGAAAAGGCUGCAAUCACCAGAUUCCUACAGAAAUCCAAGACUCAGUUAGCACCAAAGACACUGGCGUCUGUCUGUGGGAAAUUUGCACCUUUUGAGAUCAAAGAGCAUAUGAUACUGGCACCACUGACUCGAGUUCAGUGUGAUGAUUCGGUUCUGGAGGAGCUGGAUCAGUACCUGGCUGAACCAGGGGCUGCCCUAAAUGGCUUGAAGGAUUGGUUGUCCCACAAACCUCGCAAGUCAGGCCCAACCAAAAUCGGGCGCACAAACACGAUGAGCGAGUGUCUAGAGGUCACUGAUGACGUAAAACCAGAUGUUCCUGACCGCAAACGCUAUGGCCGCAUGAAGCUUCUGCAGUUUCAUGAAAACUAUCGUCCUGCAUACUGGGGAACCUGUAGCAAAAAAAGCAACCACAUAUCCCCUCGUUGUCCUCUAAGGCAAGAUAAGGACUUAUUGGACUAUGAGGUGGACAGUGAUGAUGAAUGGGAAGAGGAGGAGCCAGGAGAGUCUCUAUCACACAGUGAGGGGGAUGAUGAUGAUGAAGCAGGAGAGGACGAUGACGACGAUGAUGGGUUCUUUGUCCCACAUGGUUAUCUUUCAGAUGGGGAAGGAGCACUUGAAGAUGAGGAGGGCGGUGACCUUGAAAAACAGAAGGUGCGUCAGAAACUGAAGGCUCGAGAGUGGGAUGAGCUGAUGACUAAGAAAAAGCUCAAGGUCCUGGAGGCAGUAGUAAAGGGCUGCAUAUGGGAGGAGGACGAGCCUUCAGUAGAAUUUCUAAAGCCUUUUGCUGUCUGCAUGCUGGAGCCUCUGCCCAGAGAUGAGCCCAGCACACCGGAAAAUGAUGCAGUACGCAAACAGAAAAAAGAACAAUUACUCUCUCUGUUGCUUCCUUUACUGCAUGGCAAUGUGAACAGCAGUAAAGUGAUAAUCUCGGAGUUCCAGGAGUUUUGUCGUCAGCAGAUGGCAUCACCCAGUGGCAGCCCUCAGAAUGUUGACAACAUUCCCCCUAGGAUUCACGUAAAGCGUCUCAUGAAGGAGAAUGCAGUGUAUGAAAAGCGCUCAACCUACAGGCGCUGCUGCUGGUACGUGCAUGCCGAAGUCUUGGCACGCUUUGGACAGGAGGCUCUGUCUGUGCCUUGCAAAUGGUCCUACCUCACCUCUGGAGCCCACGUGACCAGAGACGAGCCUACAGGGCAGUUGCCAGGGUCGCAGAACACUUCUCCUAGUGCACCCCAGUCCUCAUCCACUACACCUUCUAACAGAAGGAAGAGUGCCAGUAACCACUCCAUCACCAAAUACAUGAAGAAAUGUACUGACCCUGAACAGACUGAUGCAAUGGAAACAGAUGGAUUUCAAGCUGACACUGAAGAUGAUGAGGAUGAGGACUGUGUUAUAUUGUGUGAACAGUCUGGAUCUUCUGAACAAGACUGUCAAACAUCCACAACAGAAGCCAAGACCACAGAACCAGUGGACAUCAGCGAUACUGCUCUGUCCCUCCCCUGCCCUACACCAGCCACCGCCUGAGAACACCUGCUUUGUUCAUUGCGUGGUGCGUAUGUGAGGCUAAAGAAAUCUAGUCUACAAUCAGUGGGAACAUGAUUAUAAAGGCCCAUACGUUGAGCAGUCAUGCCAUUGAAAUCUUAAAUUAAGCAUCCGAUAAUUAAUUGUAAAAUACUACCAGUGGACAAUUUUAAGCUCAAAAAGCUCUUUUGAAGAGGCAGCUGUGGUUGAUUCUCUGUCCCAUGGAUGAUGAGUGGUGGUGGACUUACGUACGAACAGACUCUGUAGGCUCUGCUGGUCCUCAGCGGUCCACACAUCACAACUUCGUAAUACCCGGGCUUCUAUUCAUAAAGCUUUUCAGAACACAGGUGCUACUCUAGAGUCUUUUGUCAGUAAGGUCAUAAUAAAGAAGUGGAAUCUGAUCCUAGAACAGCACUUGUGCUUAAUGAAGCUUAAUGAGUAUGAGUUCAGGUGUAAUAGCUGUCUGCUGGACUUGUAGCUCAGUGUCAGCUCAGUGUUUUAUUGCAUAAAGUAUAUAUAUAUAUGUUUUCUUUUUUUCCAGAAUACUUGAACUGGGUUAUUUCAUUAAAAAAGUGAUUGUUAAAAAUGUAUCGCACUUUUAUAUGCCUUUACUUAUCCACAUCUUGUCUCACAUGUAUGCCUGACAAUGUUCGGUUGGAUUUACUCUUUUAGUCUCUUGGAGUUUUUGUAAAAAGGAAAAAAAUGACCCUGCAAGUGCUGUUUGUUCUCCAAGCUGCUAAACACGGUGUAAAUAAUAUUUCAAACCUCUAUAAUGUAAUGUUGACUAAUGGUUUAGAGGUGGAAAUGUUAAAUGCCCGUCCAUAAAGGAAAAAAAAAUUCAACAUUAAA
Molecule: messenger RNA, 3723 nt
Organism: Astyanax mexicanus (Mexican tetra)
Lineage: Eukaryota; Metazoa; Chordata; Actinopteri; Characiformes; Acestrorhamphidae
Gene: chaf1a
Product: chromatin assembly factor 1, subunit A (p150)
Exons: 16
Coding region: 232-2877 (881 amino acids)
Biological process (GO): nucleosome assembly
Cellular component (GO): CAF-1 complex; nucleus
Source: RefSeq, a predicted model, not a curated record